GAUCAUGAAAGCCAAUUUGAUUGAGAGCUUGGGAAGUCAAAGAGGCAUAUAGGGUUUGUCCCUUGCUGAGCUAGUUCUUCUUCUACUUGAGAGUUUCAUAGCAGACAGUUAUAAUAGGAUGACAAGCCAGCCAACAGAUAACCCAAAAACAAUUUAUGACUUCACUGUCAAGGAUGCUAAGGGAAAUUAUGUGGAUCUUAGUGUGUACAAGGGAAAGGUUCUACUGAUUGUCAACGUUGCUUCAAAAUGUGGACUGACCAACUCAAAUUACACGGAGCUGAAUCAACUAUAUCAGCAAUAUAAAGAUCAAGGCUUGGAGGUAGUGGCAUUUCCAUGCAACCAGUUUGGUGAUGAGGAACCUGGAAGUAAUGAGGAGAUUGAAGAGUUUGUCUGCACUCGUUUCAAAUCAGAAUUUCCAAUAUUUGACAAGAUUGAAGUAAACGGUGAUAAUGCUGCUCCAUUGUACAAGUUCUUGAAGUUAGGCAAAUGGGGUUUCUUUGGAGAUGAUAUUCAAUGGAACUUUACCAAGUUUCUAGUUGACAGGGAUGGGAAAGUUUCUGAUCGCUAUUACCCAACAACUUCCCCCCUUAGCCUUGAGCGUGACAUAAAGAAGCUGUUAGGGGUCUCAUAAAUGCUGAGAUGUGAAGGCUUCAAGAGGGUCAUAGUGUAAGCAGUAUGCAUAUGCUUGCCUUUUUGUGUAUUAGGAUGGAUGGGAAAAAAUGCCUUGCUUUUGUGUGUUGUUGUGGCUUCAAGACUGAUUUAAGGACCUAAGGCUGUAUCUGUGUAUAUUGUAUUGUAUUUGCACAAACUGAAACAAAACCGUUUGUUUUGUAUAAUUGAAUGUUGUCGAAAUUCUUACCCUCCCAAUUCCACUAAA
Molecule: messenger RNA, 877 nt
Organism: Prunus persica (peach)
Lineage: Eukaryota; Viridiplantae; Streptophyta; Magnoliopsida; Rosales; Rosaceae
Product: probable phospholipid hydroperoxide glutathione peroxidase
Exons: 6
Coding region: 119-631 (170 amino acids)
Biological process (GO): response to oxidative stress
Molecular function (GO): glutathione peroxidase activity
Source: RefSeq, a predicted model, not a curated record